AUGAGUUGCCUCCGUGCUUGCUUCAGACACAGAGGUCCUCGCGCAGAGACAGAAGCUAUGAAAAGGCAAAGCUCUGGUCAGGAGCAUGAGAUUAUUGAAUUACAAGAAGAUAACGUGGAGGACUGUGAGGCUGGUCAUGGCAAGCCUUUAAAUGCUCAAACAAGAAAGGAGAGAAAUCACUGGAAAUCAUGCGGGAAUGUAGUUUUCUGGAAGUGUAAACUAUGGAUGGUUAUAACUACAAUUUUUCUAGUAUUCUUCCUGGUCAUUGUCAUCAGCCUAAUUCUUUAUUCUAAUGUUUACACAGAUGAAGAUGACUAUUGGGAUCCUGAUGCACUACUAAAUAGUGAAAAUUGUCGCAAUUUUUCAGGAACGUUGGAGUUAAUGUGUGGUCUCCCACACUUUUUCUCCGAAGACAUUACUAAGAGGUUAACAGAUGUCUACAGUUCAUCUCCAGCUCUAGGACGCUACUUUAGGUCAGCUCAGGUGGUUUAUUUCAGUAAUGAAAGCUCUACUGUAUUUUAUCAGCUAGAGUUUUCUGUACCACCAUCAGCAGCGGAGUUUAUGGAAAACACAAUGAACCCAGAUUUUAUAAGGAAUGUUUUACGUCAAAAUAUUUAUGAUGAAGAUGAUGCUUUUAAUCCUGGGACAUCUGAAUGUAACAGGUUAAAGCUUGACCCGACUUCUCUCACAUUAACAUGUUUUCUAGGUAGUGAUUCCAAUGGCUACUGGUGA
Messenger RNA from Aptenodytes forsteri (emperor penguin), 732 nucleotides. RefSeq names its product chromosome unknown C3orf52 homolog (gene CUNH3orf52). The record is from RefSeq and is a predicted model, not a curated record. The coding region runs from base 1 to 732 and encodes 243 amino acids. The transcript is spliced from 6 exons. Lineage: Eukaryota; Metazoa; Chordata; Aves; Sphenisciformes; Spheniscidae.